AUGGCUGAGCGCCUACUAGAGGCUUCCCGGCAACGCGGAGUGAAAGCGAUGACAGCUGCCGCGGGUUCGGCGGGCCGUGCCGCGGUGCCUUUGCUGCUGUGCGCGCUGCUGGCGCCCGGCGGCGCGUACGUGCUCGACGACUCCGACGGGCUGGGCCGGGAGUUCGAUGGCAUCGGCGCGGUCAGCGGCGGCGGGGCAACCUCCCGACUUCUAGUAAAUUACCGAGAGCCCUAUCGUUCUCAAAUACUGGAUUAUCUCUUUAAGCCUAACUUCGGUGCCUCUCUGCAUAUUCUAAAGGUGGAAAUAGGUGGUGAUGGGCAGACAACAGAUGGCACUGAGCCCUCCCACAUGCACUAUGCGCUAGAUGAGAAUUAUUUCCGAGGAUAUGAGUGGUGGUUAAUGAAGGAAGCUAAGAAGAGGAACCCUAAUAUUACACUCAUGGGGCUGCCGUGGUCAUUCCCUGGAUGGCUGGGGAAAGGUUUCAACUGGCCUUAUGUAAACGUUCAGCUGACUGCCUAUUACGUCGUGGCCUGGAUUGUGGGUGCCAAGCAUUAUCAUAAUUUGGACAUUGAUUAUAUUGGGAUUUGGAAUGAGAGAACAUUUGACAUCCGUUAUAUCAAGAUGUUAAGAAAAAUGCUGAACCGCCAUGGCCUUGAGCGAGUGAAAAUCAUAGCAAGUGACAACCUCUGGGAGCCCAUUUCUGCAACGAUGCUGCUUGAUCCCGAGCUCUUGGACGUGAUUGAUGUCAUCGGGGCUCAUUAUCCUGGGACCUACACAGUAAGGGAUGCAAAGUUGACCAAGAAGAAGCUUUGGUCUUCUGAAGAUUUCAGCACUUUGAAUAAUGAUGUGGGUGCAGGCUGCUGGGGUCGCAUACUGAAUCAGAAUUACAUCAAUGGGCACAUGACUUCCACAAUCGCUUGGAAUUUGGUAGCUAGUUACUAUGAAGAGUUACCUUAUGGGAGAUGUGGGUUGAUGACCGCUCAGGAGCCGUGGAGUGGACACUAUACAGUAGAACUUCCUAUUUGGAUAUCAGCUCAUACUACUCAAUUUACGCAGCCAGGUUGGUUUUAUCUGAAGACAGUUGGACAUUUAGAGAAAGGAGGAAGCUACGUAGCUCUGACUGAUGGUUUAGGCAACCUCACCAUCAUCAUUGAAACCAUGAGCCAUAAACAUUCUGCCUGUAUACGACCCUUCCUUCCUUAUUUCAAUGUGUCCCAACAAGCUGCUACUUUCACCCUUAAGGGAUCUUUUAGCCAAAUACCAGAACUACAAGUGUGGUACACCAAAAUUGGGAAAACGUCGAAGAAAUAUAUUUUUAAACAGCUGGAUCCUGUAUGGAUCCUUGACAUCAACGGCCGCUUCACACUGGAACUGGAGACGGAUGAGCUCCUCACCCUUACCACCCUCACCACGGGGCAGAAGGGCAGCCACCCGCUUCCUCCCAAGUCCAAGCCCUUUCCACCUCUCUACAAGGAUAACUUCAAUAUCCAUGACCCGCCUUUUAGCGAAGCUCCGAAUUUUGCUGAUCAGACAGGUGUAUUUGAAUACUUUAUAAAUAGGGAUGAUCCAGGAGAACAUCGCUUCACACUACGCCAAGUUCUGAAUCAACGACCCAUUACUUGGGCUGCAGAUGCCUCCGACACCAUCAGUAUUAUAGGCGAUUACCAAUGGAGCAAUCUGACUCUAACAUGUGAUGUUUACAUUGAGACCCCUGACAGGGGAGGUGUGUUCAUUGCCGCAAGAGUCGAUAAAGGUGGGAUUUUGAUUAGAAGUGCCAGAGGAGUUUUCUUUUGGAUUUUUGCAAAUGGAACCUACAAAGUUACAGGUGAUAUAGCUGGAUGGAUCAUAUAUCGUUUAGGGCAUGUUGAUGUGACAGCACAAAAGUGGUAUACACUCACUUUAAAGAUUAAGGGUCAUUUCUGUUCUGGAAUGUUGGAUGGGAAACUUCUAUGGGAAAACGUCCAUGUGAAUGUCCCGAAGAACGGCUGGGCUGCCAUUGGGACAUACUCCUUUGAAUUUGCACAGUUUGACAAUUUCCAAGUGGAAGCCGAAAGCUAA
This is a messenger RNA of Chrysochloris asiatica (Cape golden mole), 2058 nucleotides long. RefSeq names its product galactosylceramidase (gene GALC). Gene Ontology annotation, molecular function: galactosylceramidase activity. The coding region runs from base 1 to 2058 and encodes 685 amino acids. The transcript is spliced from 17 exons. Gene Ontology annotation, cellular component: lysosome. The record is from RefSeq and is a predicted model, not a curated record. Gene Ontology annotation, biological process: galactosylceramide catabolic process. NCBI's taxonomy places the organism in Eukaryota, Metazoa, Chordata, Mammalia, Afrosoricida, Chrysochloridae.